AUGCUCCGGACGAUACUGGAAGGCUUCGGUUCCCUGAUGAUCCAGAUUUUCACCCAAGUAUCAAUGGAAGGAAUGGUUUCGAGUUCCACGAUCUUUAUGAUGUUACGGUGGACCACUUGCUUGGGCAAAGAAAGUUUGGCAAUAUACUAUGCCGUGAAAACGAUGACCCUCCCUUCCCGUGACACUGCGGAUGGCCCAAUUCUUUCCUAUGAUGAUGUCGAGGAUCGAUGCCAAGAAAUCAAGACUUUGAUUCUACUACAACAGGAACCUCGCUCUCCCAAAGUGCUGUUUCUACUGGAGUAUUUCUACAGUCGAAACGCUACCAAAACACUUGUCCUCGUGACAGAAUUGCUUCAGACGGGUCUCAAGGACGUUCUGGAGUUUCUUCAAAUCUCGGAGUACGAAACAAGAGCAGUUGCCAAGAGCAUUCUUGAGACUAUCAAAUUCAUUCACGGCAAAGGUGUUGUGCACAGAGACAUCAAGGAAGCCAACUUUAUGUUUCGCGAGAAUGGAAACCCACAGACUUUGACCCUGAUUGACUUUCGAUUGGCCAGGGUCCUUGAAGCAGGUGAGACAGACAAGUCGUUUUGCGGGAGUACGGGGUAUAUUUCUCCUGAGAUGUACUUCCAGAAACCGCAUAGCUUUGGGGUGGAUCUCUUCAGUUUCGGGGUAAUGCUUUUCAAAAUGUUGUCUGGUGGGAAGAGUCCUUGGCCCCUCAUGCCCCUGGAUGACUUGCGGCGAAGGACAAAAGACUUGGAGUACAAUUUUGAUGAUUGGGACAGAGUGGUUGCUCCGAGUGCCAAAGCACUGAUUCAGCAUCUUUUAGCGCCCGCGGAGCAACGGCUGGACGCAGAAAGAGCCCUGGACCAAGAGUGGUUCAGGGUUGGUUUGAGGAGGACUAGUAUUGAGGAUUCGUACCUAGCCUUCUCCUCCUGGCAAGACUAG
Seminavis robusta is the source of this 945-nucleotide messenger RNA. The record is from the annotation of a GenBank genome assembly. NCBI's taxonomy places the organism in Eukaryota, Bacillariophyta, Bacillariophyceae, Naviculales, Naviculaceae.